This is a messenger RNA of Tarenaya hassleriana, 927 nucleotides long. Its product is annotated as 40S ribosomal protein S8-1-like. Gene Ontology annotation, biological process: maturation of SSU-rRNA from tricistronic rRNA transcript (SSU-rRNA, 5.8S rRNA, LSU-rRNA); translation. Gene Ontology annotation, molecular function: structural constituent of ribosome. Lineage: Eukaryota; Viridiplantae; Streptophyta; Magnoliopsida; Brassicales; Cleomaceae. The transcript has 5 exons. Bases 73 to 747 code for a protein of 224 amino acids. The record is from RefSeq and is a predicted model, not a curated record. Gene Ontology annotation, cellular component: ribosome; cytosolic small ribosomal subunit.
AUUUGCUAGGUUUCGGAAACUGAUCUAGACGUCUGGAGGAGAAAGAGGCCAUAGGAUUUUUCCGUCGCCGCGAUGGGUAUUUCUCGUGAUUCCAUCCACAAGAGGCGUGCAACUGGUGGCAAGCAGAAGCAAUGGAGGAAGAAGCGAAAGUACGAGUUGGGAAGAGUUGCCGCAAACACUAAGCUUUCAAGCAACAAAACAGUCAGGAGGCUUAGGGUUAGAGGAGGAAACAUUAAAUGGCGAGCUUUGAGACUCGACACGGGAAAUUUCUCGUGGGGUAGUGAGGCUGCCACCCGCAAGAGUAGAAUCCUCGAUGUGGUGUAUAAUGCAUCAAAUAACGAGCUUGUCCGCACCAAAACAUUGGUUAAGAGUGCUAUAGUUCAAAUCGAUGCCGCACCCUUCAAGCAAUGGUACCUCUCCCACUAUGGUGUUGAGGUUGGCCGCAAGAAGAAGGCAUCAGCUUCUUCAGGCAAGAAAGAAGAGGAAGGUGAAGAUGGUGCCGAGAAAGCUGCAGCCCCCGAGGAGACAAAGAAGAGCAACCAUGUCCUGAGGAAGCUCGAGAAACGUCAACAGAACCGAGCUCUCGACUCCCACAUCGAUGACCAGUUCUCAACUGGUCGUUUGCUGGCUUGUAUCUCAUCAAGGCCGGGCCAGUGUGGUCGUGCUGAUGGAUAUAUUUUGGAGGGUAAAGAGUUGGAGUUUUACAUGAAGAAGAUUCAGAAGAAGAAGGGCAAGGGUGCUGCCUAGGGUUUUUGUUUCUUUGUCUGAACCAUUAGUUGCUGAGAAAUGUUGCAUUUUCAGGUUCCUCUAACCAUAUUGCUGUAGUAGCAUGGUUAUGAGAUUUCAUAGACUCUCUCAUACAACAUUUUUGUCUGAAUUUAUACAGCAUUCACAUUGAAUUCAGUCUUGGCUUUUUGCAGAUGUUUA